AGUAGAAGUUUUCAGACGUGUCACUGCUGGAUGUGAGGAUGGGAGCCACUUUGCUCUGUGAGCUGGGCCUAUUCUUUUCUGUCUUUACUGUAGUGCUCUGUACGCUCCUCUGUACUGGACACGCUCAAGAUGCUGUGCUAACUAUUGAACCCAGCUGGUCCAGUUUAUUUUUCAUUGGAGAGUUUGUUACCUUCAAAUGUGACAUGAAUGAAGGAAAAGACACUGACUGGAAAUACAAAAUCAACAAGGAUGGUCAAGACUUUUUCUCCUACAGGAUAAACAAAGACUACAAAUUAAAAAUGACAUCUACAGGUGACAGUGGUGAAUAUCAGUGCUUUGGUCUCAGGAUGAGCUCACGUGAUACAAAGAAAAGUAAUACUGUCUCUAUAUCUGUAUUAGCAGAUAAACCCAGAGCCACACUGACAGCAGGAACAACAAUCAUACCAGUAGGGGGCAGUGUGACACUGACCUGCUCUGUGCAGAGCUCUGAUGGAUGGAAAUAUGAGUGGUUCACAAACCAAAGAACCUCUGAAUUUCCAAACAGAGAUCAACAAAACAGAGAUAUCAGAGUAUCUCACGGAGGAAUCUACAGCUGCAGAGGAACAAGAGGAAACCCAGAUUACUACACUGAUAUCAGUGAUGAUGUCAUCAUUGAUAUAACCUGUGAGUUCAGUAAUUUAGUUUGAAAUAUACAUUCACUCAUGAUUAUCAAACAUACAAUGUUAAGUUUUCUGUGUUGAUUUCAUGUUUCUAUUUGUAUCUCAACUGUUAAUGUGUGUAAACAGUUUCCAUUAAAGUUGUUGUAAAACAACA
Oreochromis niloticus (Nile tilapia) is the source of this 813-nucleotide messenger RNA. RefSeq lists its product as uncharacterized. Gene Ontology annotation, molecular function: transmembrane signaling receptor activity. The record is from RefSeq and is a predicted model, not a curated record. The transcript is spliced from 4 exons. NCBI's taxonomy places the organism in Eukaryota, Metazoa, Chordata, Actinopteri, Cichliformes, Cichlidae. Bases 39 to 686 code for a protein of 215 amino acids. Gene Ontology annotation, cellular component: external side of plasma membrane. Gene Ontology annotation, biological process: cell surface receptor signaling pathway; immune response.